Molecule: messenger RNA, 1761 nt
Organism: Folsomia candida
Lineage: Eukaryota; Metazoa; Arthropoda; Collembola; Entomobryomorpha; Isotomidae
Exons: 9
Coding region: 210-1070 (286 amino acids)
Source: RefSeq, a predicted model, not a curated record
CAUUAUGUGAGUCACAUAAUGCAUCUCUUAUUUACAAAUCGAUGAGACAUGGGUGAGACAGUAUAUGAGAUAUGAGCGAUGAGACAGGUAAACGAGUCUGCGAUGUUUAAACUAUUCACCCCGACGUAGACUUUUAGUAAACAACCUGGUGCUUGUUACAAAUUACUAGAAUUAACUAAUAUUUAACUAAAUACCUAGUCAAUUUAGUCAUGUCGUUUAGUAAACUUGAAGAAAUUGUUGAAUUAAAGUUUGGUGAUAUCGAUAAGUAUGUGAGAUCAAUUAAAAAUAGACUCGAGAGAGUGGGGACAGACGGAUUAUCCGAGGAACUUACUAAAGUGGAUCGACUAGUGGAGAAAGCAAAAAAGUUGGUGCUGGAGACAAAUAUGUCCAUGUGUGAAUUACACAAAGUCGAGCUGGAUUCCACUUCAAAACGAAUUAAGAGACGAGAGAAAUUGGCAAAAGAUUUCGGAGAGAUAUUGGAGGGGUUCCGUGAAACAAUGUGGUCUGUUAUUAAAAAGAAGAAGAAUCUGAUGUCGACUAAAUCGGACCAACCCCCCAGGAGGCAUUUGAAUCUCUCCGACGUUCCUGACGGUACUGCAGUCUAUUUUAUUGAAAAAAUUGAUGGGCGUUACACCGUUUCCGCUAAACAAAAAGACGAGUUGUUCGAAAUGAAAGGUGUCGAACCUAACCGUGUUCUGGUACAAUUAUACCGAGAUGCAUUAUUUCGACCCAGAGAGUUGACAUAUGGAGAGUCUUCACUUAAAGAUAAGUUUCUUUGGGCAAAAUCCGCCAUACAUUUGACUAAUAAUCGGGACAAGAUGGACGGUGUGACGGGAUCAUCAUGUAGUUAUUCCGAUAAAUGGAAAAUCCAUUUGUAUGCUGAUCCGAUCGACGUGAUUGACCCUUUACUUUUUGGUGCUUCAUUCAAGAGUGCUGGAGUACUAAAAAAUUAUGUCAGGGACUACAAGGAAGCAAAGUGCUCAAUCAAGCCAAAAACUGUAAGGAAACUCUUGUCAAGUCACUGGGAUGUUAUAAAUUAUGCUAUUAAACAACGUCCUCGAAAUUGUUAAACAAGACGAUGAAGUGUGCCUUGCAUCGGAUGAACCAGAGAAACCGGAACGAAAAUCUAGAGGGACGACCGGCAAAUUGGGAUGCGAUCUCUGUGAUUAUUGAUGUGAUAAGCCUUCAGUUAUGAUUAUACAUGUUCGUACUCACACGGGUGAGAAACCUUUCGUUUGUGAAAACUGUGACAGAGGAUUUACAGAUCAAACGAGCUAUAAUCGACACGUACGGAACGGAUGUACGAUCAAGGGGAAAGGUAGGAAGCUUGGAUUCAAGCAGAUUGAAAAAAUUAGACAAAAUGUCGUUGUGCCGUCUGCGCCUAAUAAAAGUUCACCAAAUGCAAAUACCGAAGUUGCCGAACUGAGGAAGGAGAACAUCACCCUCAAGACAAGUUUGAAGGAGAAGGACGAGAGUUUGAAGGAGAAGGACAAGACCAUCAUCUUGUUAAAUCAAACGAUUGCCAGGUUGGAGAAAAAGUUGGCGAAAAGAAACCCAUUUUCGAACGUGCAAAAUUCAAACCCAAUGCAACAUAAAAGAGCACACUCACCGACUGACAACAACCCAAGAUUUAACAAAAAAUCAUCCACGAACAACGAAAAUAAUCAUUAUUAAUAUUGAUAAAAUUAUUAUUAUUAGCACAAACAAUGAAAUAAAGUAAAACCUCACCUUUGUCUUUCCCAAGAGGUUCGUCUUGAUGGA